Molecule: messenger RNA, 942 nt
Organism: Cydia amplana
Lineage: Eukaryota; Metazoa; Arthropoda; Insecta; Lepidoptera; Tortricidae
Exons: 2
Coding region: 209-673 (154 amino acids)
Source: RefSeq, a predicted model, not a curated record
CUUAUCCGCCAUAUGUAUGCAUGUGUGUGUGUUGUACAAUAAAAGGAGAGCUCAAAUCGAUGGGACCGCCAUUCGUUCAAACGUGUUUGUCUUAAAACAGUGUCAAGUGCUAAAAGUAUACUUCAAGUAGUUUAAAGUAUCGCAAUACAGUACUCUUCGUCAUUAGUGUUUAUUUUGCAAAUCAGUAUACAACUUGCAGCGAAUUAAAAUGGAGAUUUCAAACGAGAAUUCUCUUGAGUGCACAUUCAAAAAUUAUUAUUAUGGCAAUGUGAGCGACAAUGAAACUGAAGUUUCAAAACCACUUAAAAUCCGUACCCAAAAACGAACCAACAAUAUUGAUGUAUUUUUCGAAAAGCCUACGAUGAAACAAGCUGCAGAGUAUUCGUCUACUGUUGCCCAGUUGACAAAUGGAGGUACAAAUUAUAUAUCUUCUCGCGUAGAUGACGUUUCAAAGGCCACUCAUCUCAUAAAAAUUGAUGUCUAUGACAUGAAAAAAUUGCGAGGUGUUCCAAGCGAUCAGCACUGGAAAUUCGCGAAUACUAGAAUCAAAUACUACACGCAGACUGAAGAAGAUGACUAUUAUUCCAAUACACAAGAAUUAAUUUACAAUAUUACUAAACAUAUUGCAACUAAAAACAACUGUAAAAAAUAUUUCAUCGAAGCAAAGCCAUAAAUCAUCCCUUACGCCGCCCACACGUAGAAAUCCCCCACCAACGAACAAACGAUUUUUGGGCCUAUAUAUAGAUAGACAACGCAAAGCAAAACCAUACCGUAUCCCUUUUGACACCCGUAGAAGCGAAACAACGAGCACAAAAUGGACCUACAAGAUUCGCAAUACGACGAUGAGCUCUAUGAACGCUGUGAAGAUGUUUCAGAGCUCAAUAAGUCAGUUUUUGAUAAUGAACUCUAUGAACGUUGUUUGGAAGCCGAGAAACAACAUCA